UACUAUUGAAACACGCCUACGGUAAUGAAUGUUUUUGUUUUAAAUACGGCGUCAGAGGUCUCUUUGUAAAUAUUGCAUAGAUGCACUUAAUCUGUUAAUUCAGAUAUUGGCGUUCUUUGUUCCUUCUUUCACACAGAUGAAACUAUCGUCCACGUUUUAGGACUGUAACCUUCAGACUAAAUGCAUGGUAUACGUUAAUAACCUUUAAAACAGAAAAUGAAGCAGCUUAUAUAUUAAAUUCAAAUCAUGCAUUUAUUUCACUGAACGAGUGUAACAAAAUCCACGUUAAAACUAUCACAAAUGAGUUAUUCUGUAUUUGUGGAAAAUAAACUUUUAACACUUUUAUUCUGAAAGGCGCGACCAGGAAGUAAUUUUAUGGAGAGCAGCGCGUGUUUCCUUUGAGUUUGUUUCCCUAGGCUACUGUCAGCUAGCCGCAAGCUAUGAACAGCUGUAGAAAAAUAUUCCGUACCAGCAAAUGGAGCUCCGGCUUGAACACCUUUCUCCCUCUGCUCAAACCGUGCACAAACUGCCGCCAGUGUCCGGAGGUAGCGCCAUGCCUCAGCCGGGGCCAGGCCACCGCCACCGAACACGCUCCGGGCUCCGACACAGAAGAGAAGCCCCGGCUGAGAGCGAUCGACCUGGCCAGGAAAAUCCAGCAGGAGAAGGAGAAGGAGAAGGAGAAGGAGAAGGCGAACCCCCAUGCUACAGAGGCACCGAUGUCCGCCCAACAGAAGAGAGUGAUGGAGCUGAAACGAUCAAGUCUGCAGCUUCAAAAUGUUCACCCCAACGUGCUGGCCAAAUACCUCCACAGAGGCGUGCUGUACCAGGAUAAAGAUGUAGUUGUCAUCAAUAAGCCCUAUGGUGUCCCCCUCCGAGAUGACACUGGGGUCAUGUCCAUCGCUUCUGUGCUUCCUGUCCUCUCCAAAAUGAUGGAUGGGAUGAAGAUCAAGUCUGACUCUCAGCUGUUCCCCUGUCUGGGACUGGAGAAGGAGGCAACAGGAGCUCUCCUACUAGCCAGGAGUGAGGAGGCAGUAGAGCACAUAUGUAACAUGCAGAGAAACAACGAUGUGCAGAGAAAAUACUGGGUCAUCACAGUCGGUGUGCCUGUGCCAUCUGAAGGAAUGAUCGACAUUCCCAUCAUAGAGAGAGAGGUCACAGGCCCUCAGCCACACUACAAGAUGGCGUUAAGUCCCCUUUUCAGAAUGAAUGAUGCAGGCGAUGGUGUGACCAAAGUCCGGAGCCAUCGUGAAGCCCAUUCUGCGGCAACAAAGUACAGAGUCCUGGACAGCAACAGCGGUUGCAGCCUUGUGGAACUCCAGCCUUUUACCGGAGUGAAGCACCAGGUGAGGGUUCACAUGGCAUUUGCUGUGUCAUGCCCCAUUCUUGGUGACCAUAAAUAUUCCCAUUGGAGUAAACUGGCACCGCAGAAAUUACCAGAACGAGUGUUGGGAAAGCUCGGCCUGGAACAGAGCAAAACACGCUAUGUUCCUCUGCAUCUGCAUGCUCGACAGCUGAUCAUGCCAGGAGCAAGUGAAGCAGAAAUCAACGUGUCUUGUCCCCUGCCUAAAUACUUCACACAAACACUGAAACGAUUGCAUCUAACUCUUCCUGAUGAAAAGGAGGAUAAAUAACAUCUUUACUUUUUGUCUCUGCAAUCCAGUGGAUGUCUGCAAGUAGUGGGCAUCAGCUGUGAAGGAUUUCACAUUGCUUCAUGGGGAAAAAAAAGACUAAAGUGUCUCCAUGGGGACAACAAAGUAUAUUGUUCUAUUCUAUAACCAUUUAAAUUAAAUGGAAAAUUAUAUUAAGCUGGGUUUUUGAGGGGCUGUCGUGUAAAAUGAUCAAACAGAAGAAACUGUGUAGAAAAAGACUAUGGUUGUAAGAAACACAUUUUAGUGAUAAAUGAAGCAGAACUAUAUUACGUCUAUUUGUCAUUAAUGCACAUGUAAGUUCUUUGUAGCUACCACUAAGUGAUGGAUGCUGUUAAUGUAAGAAGUCAAGCCAUAUAAAAGGUCCGCAACUAAUCUGCAUUUCAAAUAAGUUGCAUUUCCACAGACAACACAGCCCUAAAUACUUUUCAUUUUUAAAUUGACAUGUCUUGAUAUUGCAUUAGCUAAACAAAGAUGCUUCAAUCUGCAUAUCCUGUUUAAUACCCCUACUACAUAUACAUAGGUACAUAUAGGAAUAUGUUGCCAAAGAUCCUAGAUGGGUGUUUCAGUGGCUAGCAUUGACCUGAGAAAUGUUUCCAGUCUCCUGACUGACUAAAAUAUAGCACUUGAUCUUGUGAAAAUCUGAGGUUCAACUUGCUCAAUGAUCCACAAGCAUAAAUGUCAUUUAAAAAAAAAAAA
Messenger RNA from Monopterus albus (swamp eel), 2345 nucleotides. It is a transcript of the gene rpusd4, whose product is annotated as RNA pseudouridine synthase D4. The transcript is spliced from 6 exons. The record is from RefSeq and is a predicted model, not a curated record. Lineage: Eukaryota; Metazoa; Chordata; Actinopteri; Synbranchiformes; Synbranchidae. Gene Ontology annotation, biological process: pseudouridine synthesis. Gene Ontology annotation, molecular function: RNA binding; pseudouridine synthase activity. Bases 441 to 1631 code for a protein of 396 amino acids.